Aspergillus wentii DTO 134E9 is the source of this 999-nucleotide messenger RNA. RefSeq lists its product as uncharacterized. Bases 1 to 999 code for a protein of 332 amino acids. NCBI's taxonomy places the organism in Eukaryota, Fungi, Ascomycota, Eurotiomycetes, Eurotiales, Aspergillaceae. The transcript is spliced from 2 exons. The record is from RefSeq and is a predicted model, not a curated record.
AUGUUGUCGAACAAAUCACACGAGGGUGUUUUGCAUAACUAUGCCCCGAGACUAGUCGCCUUCGAAUACACCACCUCCCCCGAUACAAGCAACAAACCCAACAGCCUCCUCUUCAUCGGCGGCUUAACAGACGGCCUCGAGACGGUCCCCUACGUGUCCAAAAUCGCCCAGGCCCUGGAACCCACCGAAUGGUCGCUGUUCAGCCUGCUGCUCUCCUCCUCGUACGGCGGCUGGGCCGUGGGCAGUCUGGACAAUGACGUCGAGGAAAUCGCCCAGUGCGUCGAGUAUGUUAAGAAAGUCAAGGGGUCACAUGGGAAGGUCGUCGUGAUGGGCCACUCGACGGGGAGUCAGGAUGUGCUGCAUUAUCUACACUCGCCUAACCCCUUACCACGCAGUGAGGGGUAUGAUAGUGGGCUGCAGCAUCUGGUGCGACCGGUUCUGGAUGGUGCGAUUAUGCAGGCGCCCGCGUCGGACCGGGAGGCUUUGAUUGCGACGCUGAAGAAGAACCCCGAGCUGCAGGGCGUGUUUGAUGAGUUGGUGGCAUUGGCGAAGAGUGAGCCCUACACGACUGGCAAGACCGGUGAUACCCUGCCGUUGGCCUUGACGGCCAAGUUGGAUUUCCCGCCCGAUACCGCCAUCAGUGGUCGCAGGUUUCUGAGUCUGGCGAGCCCGGAUAGCCCCGAGCGUCCGGCUCCGGAUGAUCUGUUCAGUUCGGAUUUGAGUGAUGAGCGUCUGCUGCAAACGUUUGGUGCCGUGGGGUCGCGCGGGCUGUUGCGCUCGAAAUUGAUGGCGCUGUACUCGGGUGAGGACGAGUUUGCAGCACCGUGGAUCGAGAAGGAGAAGUUGCUGGAGAGAUGGAGCGUCGCGGCAGAUGCCAACGGCGAAAACAAAUGGGAUCAUGGUGACAGCGGCGUCAUCGCAGGGGCCAGUCACAAUGUCAAGGAUGUAGGUCAGGGGGACUUGAUCACUCAGGUCCUCAACUAUCUGAGCCGGGUUUGA